UGGAACACAUCUGAAAUCGAAAAAAUAAAAAUCUCUCGUCUAUUAUUUCGUGCGGUCAACUGCUGACACAGGAAGGAGGAAGAAGAGAAGAGAUGAGGAGGCUAGCCGGAGCAGAAGACGAGGAAAAAUGGCUGGCGGAAGGAAUCGCCGGAAUCCAGCACAACGCUUUCUUCAUGCAUCGCGCCUUGGACGCGAAUAAUCUGAGAGAAGUCCUAAAGUACUCGGCUCUCAUGCUCUCUGAGCUCCGCACCUCCAAGCUAUCUCCUCAGAAAUACUACGAUCUCUAUAUGAGAGCUUUCGAUGAGUUGAGGCAGCUGGAGGUUUUCUUCAAGGAUGAGAGCAGGCAUGGAUUACCGGUUGUGGAUUUGUAUGAGCUUGUUCAACAUGCCGGCAACAUAUUGCCUCGGAUGUAUCUCCUGUGUACAGUAGGGUCUGUUUAUAUCAAAAGCAAGCAAGCUCCUUCCAAAGAUGUUCUUAAGGAUCUUGUGGAGAUGUGUCGAGGUGUUCAACAUCCUAUUCGUGGUCUUUUUUUGAGGAGUUAUCUUGCACAAGUCAGCAGGGAUAAGUUACCUGAGAUUGGCUCAGAAUACGAAGGAGAUGCAAAUACUGUGAUGGAUGCUGUGGAGUUUGUGCUGCAAAAUUUCACUGAGAUGAAUAAGCUCUGGGUGCGAAUUCAGCAUCAGGGACCUGGAACAGUUCGAGAAAAGCAGGAGAAAGAGAGGAACGAACUUCGUGAUCUUGUUGGAAAAAAUCUGCAUGUUCUAGGACAGAUCGAAGGAGUUGACCUUGAGAUGUACAAAGAGACUGUUCUUCCUAGGGUCUUAGAGCAGGUCGUCAACUGUAAAGAUGAGCUGGCUCAGUACUAUCUGAUGGAGUGCAUCAUCCAAGUCUUUCCUGAUGAAUAUCAUUUGCAGACUCUUGAGACCUUAUUGGCUGCUUGUACCCAACUGAUGCCAACAGUCGACACCAAAAUAGUGUUAACUCAAUUGAUGGACCGCUUGUCAAAUUAUGCUGCCUCAAGUCCAGAUGUGUUACACGAAUUUUUGCAAGUGGAAGCUUUUGCUAAAUUGAGCAAUGCAAUUGGAAAGGUGAUAGAUACACAGAUUGAGAUGCCUAUUGUUGGAGCUAUGACGCUGUUUGUCUCUCUUCUGACUUUUACCCUCCGUGUUCACCCAGAUCGGCUUGACUAUGUGGAUCAGAUAUUGGGAGCAUGUGUAGUUAAGCUUUCCAGUGUGCCCAAGCUGGAGGACGCCCGCGCAAUGAAACAAGUUGUUGCACUUCUGAGUGCUCCUUUAGAAAAAUAUAAUGACAUAGUUACAGCUCUUACACUGUCAAAUUAUCCACGUGUCAUGGAUCAUCUUGAUGAUGGAACGAAUAAAGUAAUGGCGAUGCUAAUUAUUCAAAGUAUAAUGAAAAACAAUUCGUGUAUUUCAACUGCUGAUAAGGUUGAAGUGCUGUUUGAAUUGAUAAAAGGACUUAUUAAGGAUUUGGAUGGAACAGAUACAGAGGAGCUUGAUGAGGAGGAUUUCCAGGAGGAACAAAAUUCAGUUGCCCGACUGAUACAUAUGCUUGAUAAUGAAGAACCAGAAGAGAUGCUAAAGAUUAUAUGUGUUGUGAGAAAGCAUCUUAUGACAGGAGGAACUCGACGCCUACCUUUUACCGUUCCCCCACUUGUUUUUUCUGCACUCAGGUUGGUCAGGCAGCUAGAAUCCCAGGAUGGAGAUGUAACUGGAGAAGAUGUCCCAGCAACCCCGGGGAAGAUUUUUCAGAUUCUCAACCAGACAAUCGAGGUUCUCUCCUCGGUUCCAUGUCCUGAACUGGCUCUAAGGCUCUACCUCCAGUGCGCCGAGGCCGCAAGUGACUGUGAUCUUGAGCCUGUUGCUUAUGAGUUUUUCACCCAAGCAUUCAUACUAUACGAGGAAGAGAUCGCGGACUCCAAGGCACAGGUAACUGCGAUUCAUCUGAUUAUUGGAACCUUGCAAAGGAUCAAUGUCUUUGGUGUUGAAAACAGAGACACCUUGACCCAUAAAGCAACCGGGUACUCAGCAAGGCUUUUAAAGAAGCCUGAUCAAUGUCGAGCGGUUUAUGCAUGCUCUCACCUCUUCUGGGUCGAUGAUAUAGAUGGCAUCAAAGACGGAGAAAGAGCUCUUCUCUGUUUAAGACGUGCACUGAGGAUAGCAAACGCAGCUCAACAAAUGGCUAAUGCGACCCGAGGUAGCAGCGGACCAGUCACGCUGUUUGUCGAAAUCUUGAACAAGUACAUAUACUUCUAUGAGAAAGGGAAUCCACAUAUAACUCCAUCUGAUGUACAGAGCCUCAUAGAGCUGAUCAACACCGAGAUGCAAAGCGACGACAACGGUAACAGAAGAACACACUCAGAUCCCUUCUUUACAAGUACAUUGCGUUACAUAAAGUUCCAGAAACAGAAAGGUGGUUUAAUGGGUGACAAAUAUGACCUCAUCAAGUUGUGACUUGUCUUCAUCCCCCACACACACAGUCCUGAAUCAAAUCCAUAAGAGCUAAAACCCAUUUGGAUUUGGAUUUGAUUUGUUUUUUUUUCCUGGAACUUCAGAAAAAAAAUGGUGUAAACACAUGUUUGAUUUCGUUUCGGGUCCAUGACAAAAUUGGAGAAACCUCUUGUAAUUUUAAUCUUCUUUGUUACUAAUAUUACUCCCCUAUGUGUAUAGAAUUCUUGUUUCUGAAAAUCAUUGUUUGAACCUA
Raphanus sativus (radish) is the source of this 2721-nucleotide messenger RNA. Its product is annotated as vacuolar protein sorting-associated protein 35B. The transcript is spliced from 22 exons. Gene Ontology annotation, biological process: intracellular protein transport; retrograde transport, endosome to Golgi. The record is from RefSeq and is a predicted model, not a curated record. NCBI's taxonomy places the organism in Eukaryota, Viridiplantae, Streptophyta, Magnoliopsida, Brassicales, Brassicaceae. Gene Ontology annotation, cellular component: retromer complex; retromer, cargo-selective complex; late endosome. The coding region runs from base 93 to 2471 and encodes 792 amino acids.